Messenger RNA from Dryobates pubescens (Downy woodpecker), 5245 nucleotides. RefSeq names its product transient receptor potential cation channel subfamily M member 3 (gene TRPM3). The transcript has 26 exons. NCBI's taxonomy places the organism in Eukaryota, Metazoa, Chordata, Aves, Piciformes, Picidae. Gene Ontology annotation, molecular function: monoatomic cation channel activity. Gene Ontology annotation, biological process: protein tetramerization; monoatomic cation transmembrane transport. Gene Ontology annotation, cellular component: membrane. Bases 48 to 5207 code for a protein of 1719 amino acids. The record is from RefSeq and is a predicted model, not a curated record.
CGCCGCCAGGUCUGCGGCUGGUCUCCCGGUGGGAUUUGCGGAGGGUCAUGAAUCAGGCCGACGCACCCCGGCCGCUCAACUGGACCAUCCGGAAGCUGUGCCACGCUGCCUUCCUCCCCUCCGUCAGACUUCUUAAGGCACAGAAGUCAUGGAUAGAGAGAGCAUUUUACAAGAGAGAAUGUGUUCAUAUCAUACCCAGCACCAAAGACCCCCAUAGGUGUUGCUGUGGGCGUCUAAUAGGUCAACAUGUUGGACUAACUCCAAGCAUCUCCAUUAUUCAGAAUGAGAAAAAUGAAAGCAGGCUUACUCGCAAUGACAUCCAGUCAGAGAAGUGGUCCAUCAGCAAGCACACACAACUCAGCCCAACGGAUGCUUUUGGAACCAUUGAGUUCCAAGGAGGAGGCCACUCCAAUAAAGCCAUGUACGUACGUGUGUCCUUUGACACAAAGCCUGACCUUCUUCUGCAUCUGAUGACCAAAGAGUGGCAGCUUGAGCUCCCUAAACUCCUCAUCUCUGUACAUGGGGGCCUUCAGAAUUUUGAACUUCAGCCAAAACUGAAGCAAGUCUUUGGAAAAGGCCUCAUUAAGGCUGCUAUGACAACUGGGGCAUGGAUUUUCACUGGAGGAGUAAACACAGGAGUCAUUCGGCAUGUUGGAGAUGCACUGAAAGAUCAUGCUUCAAAAUCUCGAGGGAAGAUCUGCACCAUUGGUAUAGCUCCCUGGGGGAUUGUGGAAAAUCAAGAGGAUCUGAUUGGCAAAGAUGUGGUUCGACCAUACCAGACAAUGUCCAAUCCCAUGAGUAAGCUGACUGUGCUCAACAGUAUGCAUUCUCAUUUUAUUUUGGCUGACAAUGGCACUACUGGUAAAUAUGGAGCAGAAGUGAAACUGCGUAGACAGCUGGAAAAGCACAUUUCACUUCAGAAGAUAAAUACAAGAAUUGGUCAAGGAGUUCCAGUGGUGGCCCUUAUUGUGGAAGGAGGUCCUAAUGUUAUCUCUAUUGUUCUGGAGUACCUGCGAGACACUCCUCCUGUUCCUGUUGUGAUAUGUGAUGGCAGUGGCCGCGCAUCUGACAUCCUUGCCUUUGGUCACAAAUACUCUGAAGAAGGAGGACUUAUCAACGAGUCUUUGAGGGACCAGUUGCUAGUUACCAUACAGAAGACUUUCACAUAUACCCGAACCCAGGCACAGCACCUCUUUAUUGUCCUCAUGGAGUGCAUGAAGAAGAAGGAGCUGAUCACAGUAUUUCGCAUGGGAUCAGAAGGACACCAGGAUAUUGAUUUAGCUAUCCUGACAGCAUUACUAAAAGGAGCUAACGCAUCUGCUCCCGACCAGCUGAGCCUAGCAUUAGCCUGGAACAGAGUAGACAUCGCUCGCAGCCAAAUCUUUAUUUAUGGGCAACAGUGGCCGGUGGGCUCCCUUGAGCAAGCAAUGCUGGAUGCACUGGUGUUGGACAGAGUGGAUUUUGUGAAAUUGCUCAUAGAAAAUGGAGUAAGCAUGCAUCGUUUUCUCACCAUCUCCCGGCUAGAGGAAUUGUACAAUACGAGACAUGGACCAUCCAACACUCUCUAUCAUCUAGUCAGGGAUGUCAAAAAGGGAAAUUUACCUCCUGAUUAUCGGAUAAGUCUGAUUGAUAUUGGUUUGGUGAUAGAAUAUCUGAUGGGAGGAGCAUAUCGCUGCAAUUACACCCGAAAGCGGUUCAGAACACUGUACCACAAUUUGUUUGGACCCAAAAGGCCAAAAGCCCUGAAACUGUUGGGAAUGGAGGAUGAUGUCCCUUUGCGGCGAGGGAGGAAAACAACCAAAAAAAGAGAAGAAGAAGUUGACAUUGAUUUGGAUGACCCUGAGAUCAAUCAUUUCCCCUUUCCAUUCCACGAGCUGAUGGUGUGGGCCGUGCUGAUGAAACGUCAAAAGAUGGCUCUCUUCUUUUGGCAGCAUGGGGAAGAAGCUAUGGCUAAAGCACUAGUGGCUUGUAAACUGUGCAAAGCCAUGGCACACGAAGCAUCAGAAAAUGACAUGGUGGAUGACAUAUCCCAAGAACUGAACCAUAAUUCCAGGGACUUUGGCCAGUUGGCGGUGGAGCUGUUGGACCAAUCAUACAAGCAGGAUGAGCAACUGGCAAUGAAACUGCUGACCUACGAGCUAAAGAACUGGAGCAAUGCCACAUGCCUACAGCUCGCAGUGGCAGCCAAGCACAGGGACUUCAUUGCUCACACUUGCAGCCAAAUGCUACUCACAGACAUGUGGAUGGGUCGUCUCCGGAUGCGCAAAAAUUCUGGCCUAAAGGUAAUUCUAGGAAUUCUACUUCCUCCUUCAAUUCUCAGCUUGGAGUUCAAGAACAAAGAUGAUAUGCCUUACAUGUCCCAGGCUAAUGAGAUCCAUCUUCAAGAGAAGGAGCCAGAGGAACCAGAGAAGCCAGUGAAAGAAAAAGAGGAGGAGGACAUGGAACUCACUGCAAACAGCAGGAGCUGCCCACAGGAGCCCGUCUGCAGGCAGGCAGAAGAAUCUGCUUACAAGACCCAAUAUGCAGACAAGCCAAAGGAGCAGCCCACAAGACCCACCUGCAGGACCCGUUUGCAGGCAAUGCUGGGACGAGGGAAUGGAGAGUCCUCAAGAAAGAAAGAAGAAGAGGAAGUUCAGAGCAAGCACAGACUGAUCCCUUUUGGAAGAAAGAUUUAUGAGUUCUACAAUGCUCCCAUUGUUAAAUUUUGGUUUUACACAUUGGCUUAUAUAGGCUACUUGAUGCUGUUCAAUUACAUAGUGUUAGUGAAGAUGGAUCGCUGGCCAUCUACACAGGAAUGGAUUGUCAUCUCGUAUAUUUUCACUCUGGGAAUAGAGAAGAUGAGAGAGAUAUUGAUGUCAGAGCCUGGAAAACUAUUACAGAAAGUGAAAGUUUGGCUCCAGGAGUACUGGAACGUUACUGAUCUCAUCGCUAUCCUCCUGUUCUCUGUCGGAAUGGUGCUCCGUCUGCAAGACCUGCCGCUGCGGAGCGAUGGCCGAGUAAUCUACUGUGUUAACAUCAUCUACUGGUAUAUACGGUUAUUGGACAUCUUCGGAGUAAACAAGUAUUUGGGACCAUAUGUUAUGAUGAUUGGGAAAAUGAUGAUAGACAUGAUGUACUUUGUCAUCAUCAUGUUGGUGGUUCUGAUGAGCUUUGGUGUUGCAAGACAAGCUAUUCUGUUCCCCAAUGAGGAGCCCUCAUGGAAGCUGGCAAAAAACAUUUUCUACAUGCCUUACUGGAUGAUCUAUGGAGAAGUGUUUGCAGACCAGAUAGACCCUCCUUGUGGUCAAAAUGAAACCAGAGAAGAUGGCAAAAUAAUCCAGCUACCUCCCUGCAAGACAGGAGCAUGGAUUGUUCCUGCCAUCAUGGCCUGUUACCUCUUGGUUGCAAACAUCCUUUUGGUGAACCUCCUCAUUGCUGUUUUCAACAAUACAUUUUUCGAAGUCAAAUCCAUAUCCAAUCAAGUAUGGAAGUUUCAAAGAUAUCAGCUAAUCAUGACAUUUCAUGAAAGACCUGUUCUCCCACCACCUCUGAUCAUUUUCAGCCAUAUGACUAUGAUAUUCCAACACCUCUGCUGCAGAUGGCGGAAGAAUGAAAGUGACCCAGAUGAGAGAGACUAUGGAUUAAAACUGUUCAUAACUGAGGAUGAACUGAAAAAAGUCCAUGAUUUUGAAGAGCAGUGCAUAGAAGAAUAUUUUAGAGAAAAGGAUGACAGAUUCAACUCCUCCAAUGAUGAAAGAAUCCGUGUCACUUCAGAAAGGGUAGAGAACAUGGCCAUGCGACUGGAAGAAGUGAAUGAGAGAGAGCACUGCAUGAAGGCCUCUUUGCAGACUGUUGACAUCAGGCUUGCUCAGCUGGAAGAUAUGAUGGGACGAAUGGUGGCUGCCUUAGAAAAACUGACUGGCAUAGAGAGAGGUGAGACAACCAAGAUACGAUCCAGGACCUCAUCUGACUGUACUGAUGUAGCCUACAUUGUAAGGCAGAGUAGCUUCAAUAGUCAGGAAGGAAAUACUUACAAGCUUCAAGAAAGCAUAGAUCCCAUGGGAGAGGAGUCCAUGUCUCCAACAUCUCCUACAAUCACACCCCGCAUGCGAAGCCACUCUUUCUAUGCAACAAAUAUGAAGGAGAAGUGUGGGUUGGAAAAGUUUGAAAGUAUCUUUAAGGAAAGAUCUCCAAGCCUGCAUCGGGCUACCAGUUCCCACUCGAUAGCAAAAGAAGGAAAGGUUCCCUUAGCCCCUACCAGCACUUUGUCAAUUGCCCCGAACUCCAGAAGGCCUUCAUCUUGCAUAGACAUCUACGUCUCUGCUAUGGAUGAGAUGCACUCUGACACAGAGCCACUUGACAGCUCCAUAAAUAUUCUUGGUGCUGGAGACACAGCUCUGCAGGCUCACAUAACCUCUUCCAUUUUAGCAAACAGUGCAUACAUUAGCAGUACACCUGCUGAAAAAAUUUCUGGCAGGAGUCUUGAUUAUGAGGAAACCUCUGGAAUAGAAACAAGAGCAUUUUCUUCAGACUAUUCGCAAAUCACAGAUUGCCAAAUCCCUUGGGAUUCAGACCCUCCCUUGUAUCAUACAUUAGAGCGCUCUAAAAGCAGUCGUUAUCUGGCUACAACUGCAUUUAUUCUGGAGGAAACACCAAUUGUGAAAUCUCACAGUUUUAUGUUCUCUCCAUCUCGAAGCUACUUCACCAGCCUUGGUGUCCCAGUCAAAACAGCAGAAUACACAAGCAUUACAGACUGCAUAGACACAAGGUGUGUGAGUGCUCCCCAGGCCAUCGCAGAGAGAGACUGUUUCCCUGGAAGUCUUGGAGACAAAGUGGAGGACUUGGGAUGCUGCCAUCCAGAGAGAGAGGCUGAACUAAGUCACCCAAGCUCUGAUCAUGAGGAUAUUGAGACCAAAGACAGGAAGGGAAUCCCCUUAUCUCCUCAAGAUGGCAAUGCUACAAGAACUUUGGCCAACAGCAUCCCCCUUCCAAAAAUAGAGCGGGCCAACAGCUACUCUGCAGAGGACUCCAACAUGUUGCGUGCACAGCACACACGGAAGAGCUACUCUAUCAGUGACAAACUUGACAGACAGCGAAACACAACAGGCCUGCGAAACCCAUUCCAGAGGAGUAAGUCCUCGAGGCCAGAGACCAGAGGGGACAAUCUCUCCAUGAGAAGACUGUCAAGAACAGGAGCCUUCCGCAGCUUUGAAAGCAAGCACAGCUAGGCCUAGACAAAGCUCAUGGGCAGUCUAAGAGUCAUCAG